Molecule: messenger RNA, 1331 nt
Organism: Anisakis simplex (herring worm)
Lineage: Eukaryota; Metazoa; Nematoda; Chromadorea; Rhabditida; Anisakidae
Source: the annotation of a GenBank genome assembly
AAAGUGUGUUUCGAGAUGGUAUGUCUUGGGUGGUUCUGAGGGAAAUUAUCGGCACACUCAAGAAACAUAUUUUGAAUAGCAUACUACUACUACUAUCGCGGUUAUCGUCACACAGGCAGAAGCAGGUCAGCAGCAGUGAUCAAACUGAAGCAUACUUCUAUAUCCUAAUGGGUGCUUUUUUGGAUAAACCGAAGACCGAGAAGCAAAACAGCUAUGGUGUAGCACAUGGUGCUCGUUAUGCGGUGGCGUCGAUGCAGGGUUGGCGAGUUGAUAUGGAGGAUGCGCACGUCGUCAAGAUUCAAAUAGCUGAUAAGCCACCGUUCGAUAAGUGGUCAUUUUUUGCGGUGUUCGAUGGUCAUGCCGGCACUAAAGCUGCACAGCAUUCCGCUGAAAACAUUUUAAAAACUCUUCUUGAAACACCACAAUUUCAGAAGGUGGUUGAGAAGAUGUCGGAUAAGAAGAACACAAUGGAUAAAGAGGUGAUCGCGUUGCUGGAAGAGGGCAUUAAGCGUGGAUUCUUGAAUUUGGACGCGAAAAUGCAAGAGAGGAGUGAACAGAGUGAUGACAAAGAACGCAGUGGCACGACGGCCAUCUGCGCCAUUGUAACACCAAGUCAUAUUCUGCUUGCAAAUCUGGGUGAUUCUCGAGCGGUUUUAUCGAGACGUGAUAAGGAUAUCAUUGGUACUGAAGAUCAUAAGCCGUUUCUGCCCAAGGAACGUGAACGUAUUGUGAAGGCAGGUGGUUCGGUGAUGAUACAGCGCGUCAACGGCAGUUUAGCCGUGUCGCGUGCACUCGGCGAUUUCGAAUAUAAAUCUGUACCCGACUUGAAGGUCACCGAACAGUUAGUGUCGCCCGAACCAGACAUAUACGCAAUAGAAAGAAAUCAUAAAGAAGACGAGUUUUUGUUGCUGGCAUGUGAUGGAAUAUACGAUGUUAUGGAUAAUAGCGAACUGUGUGAUUUCGUUCAGUCCCGUUUACGUAUCACCGACGACCUGUCAUCAGUGGCCAAUCAAAUAUUGGAUGCGUGUCUAUCGAAAGGCUCUCGAGACAAUAUGACGGUGAUAUUGUUGUGUUUUGAAGCGGCGCCGAAGGUCGACUCCGAGGCCGUCAAGAAAGAGGAAGAGUGGCGAGCGAAAAUCGCUGAACGAGUCAAAGAGAUUUUGGCUCAAGAGGAUGCCAAAUCAGAUGGUCGAGAGUCAUUUGACGCAGAUCAUGUGAUGCAGGAACUGGGGAGUGUAGUGAAGUCAGCGUGUCCUCGAGGUGUUAACUUCCAUGCGGCAAGGACGGUUGUCGACAGUAUUUUAUCACAGCGGCAACAAAAUCAAUCUUAA